This is a messenger RNA of Vombatus ursinus (common wombat), 1074 nucleotides long. Its product is annotated as protein FAM50A-like. The coding region runs from base 1 to 1074 and encodes 357 amino acids. Gene Ontology annotation, cellular component: nucleus. The transcript has a single exon. The record is from RefSeq and is a predicted model, not a curated record. NCBI's taxonomy places the organism in Eukaryota, Metazoa, Chordata, Mammalia, Diprotodontia, Vombatidae. Gene Ontology annotation, biological process: chromatin organization.
AUGGCUCAGUAUAAGGGUGCCAUCAGUGAGGGGGGCCGCGCCAUGCAGUUGAUGAAGAAGCGGGAGAAGCAGCGGGAGCAAAUGGAGCAGAUGAAGCAGCGAAUCACUGAGGAGAACAUCAUGAAGUCCAACAUCGACAAGAAAUUCUCUGCUCAUUACGACACAGUGGAGGCUGAGCUCAAGUCCCGCACUGUGGGUCUUGUGACCCUGAAUGACAUGAAGGCCAAGCAGGAAGCGCUGGUGAAGGAGCGGGAGAAGCAGCUGGCUAAGAAGGAACAGUCCAAAGAACUUCAGCUCAAGCUGGAGAAACUGCGAGAGAAGGAACGCAAGAAGGAAGAGAAGCGGAAGAUCUCCAGCCUGUCCUUCACUUUGGAUGAGGAAGAGGAGCCCGAGGAAGACAGGGGUGAGGAAGAUCUAGACCGGGAAGGCAGUGUAGACAUGAACAAGAACAGGGCAGGUUCCUACCUUCAGCGUGUUAACAAGCCCAGGGGAGAUGGGAUCUCUUCAAAGAAGAGAAAAUUAGGCAAGAACCCAGAUGUGGACACAAGCUUUCUUCCUGACCUUGAUAGAGAGGAGGAGGAAAAUAGGCUCCGAGAGGAGCUUCGACGGGAAUGGGAGGCUAAGCAACAGAAGAUCAAGAGGGAAGAAAUUGAAAUCACGUUUAGUUACUGGGAUGGCUCUGGGCACCGAAGGGCGGUAAAGAUGAGGAAGGGGAACACGAUGCAGCAGUUCCUGCAGAAGGCUCUAGAGAUCCUUCGGAAAGACUUCAGUGAGCUAAGGUCAGUGGGAGUGGAGCAGCUCAUGUACAUCAAGGAGGAUCUGAUCAUACCUCAUCAUCACAGCUUCUAUGACUUCAUCGUCACCAAAGCCAGAGGGAAGAGUGGCCCACUCUUUAACUUUGAUGCCCAUGAUGACAUUCGACUGCUCAGUGAUGCCACAGUAGAAAAGGAUGAGUCACACGCAGGAAAGGUGGUGCUAAGGAGUUGGUAUGAGAAGAACAAGCAUAUUUUCCCAGCCAACCGCUGGGAGCCCUAUGACCCAGAGAAAAAGUGGGACAAGUACACCAUCCGAUAA